AUGGAGGCAGCCAGCACCCUUUCCAACACCUCCAGUAAUGGCAGCAGCACUGGCAGCAGCACCGGCAACGCCCCACACUCGCCCACAGCCACAGGGCUCAUCCUGCUGGCUGCCCUGGCCGUCCUGCUGGCCACGCUGGUGGGCAAUGCACUGGUGGUGGUGGCCAUCUCCACCAGCCGGGCUCUGCGGGCUCCACAGAACCUCUUCCUAGUGUCCCUGGCCUUGGCAGACAUCCUGGUGGCUGUCCUCGUCCUGCCCUUCUCGCUGGCCAACGAGGUGAUGGGCUACUGGUACUUCGGCGGGCUGUGGUGCAGCCUGUACCUGGCGCUGGACGUGCUGCUCUGCACCGCGUCCAUCGGGCACCUCUGUGCCAUCAGCCUCGACCGCUACUGGGCCGUCACACGGGCAGCACGGCUCAACCUGCGCCGCAGCCCGCGGCGGGUGAAGGGGAUGAUCGGGGCAGUCUGGGCAUCAGCGGCCCUGGUGGCACUGCCGCCGCUCCUGCGGCCACGGCCGGGGGGUCGGGAGUGCCAGCUGAGCCAGGAGACCUGGUACGUGCUGGCCUCUUGUGCUGCCUCCUUCUUUGUCCCCUGCCUCGUCAUGGUCGCCGUCUACUGCCGCAUCUACCGCCUGACUGCCCAGCGCACGGCCGCCCUCCUCGCCGCCCGCUCCCCACGCCCUACCAGCAAUGGAAAGGUCUCAGGUGUUGGGAUGCCACGGUGGCGGUGCCGGAGCCAGCACCAGAGCGUGUUGCUCUGCCGGCGGCGGCUGGUGCGGGCACGGGAGCGGCGCUUCACCAUUGUGCUGGCCGUGGUGAUGGGGGCCUUCGUGCUGUGCUGGUUCCCUUUCUUCUUCACCUACAGCCUGGGGGCUGUCUGUGGAGAGGGCUGCCAUGUCUCCAAGCCCCUCUUCAACUUCUUCUUCUGGAUCGGCUACUGCAACAGCAGCCUCAACCCCCUUAUCUACACCCUCUUCAACCGGGACUUCCGUGCUGCCUUCCGACGGCUCCUCACCAUCCCACGUCGGCCCCACACCUGA
This is a messenger RNA of Empidonax traillii (willow flycatcher), 1038 nucleotides long. Its product is annotated as alpha-2C adrenergic receptor-like. The transcript has a single exon. Gene Ontology annotation, biological process: adenylate cyclase-activating adrenergic receptor signaling pathway. Gene Ontology annotation, molecular function: adrenergic receptor activity. Lineage: Eukaryota; Metazoa; Chordata; Aves; Passeriformes; Tyrannidae. The record is from RefSeq and is a predicted model, not a curated record. Gene Ontology annotation, cellular component: membrane. Bases 1 to 1038 code for a protein of 345 amino acids.